Plectropomus leopardus (leopard coralgrouper) is the source of this 5704-nucleotide messenger RNA. It is a transcript of the gene ubtf, whose product is annotated as upstream binding transcription factor. NCBI's taxonomy places the organism in Eukaryota, Metazoa, Chordata, Actinopteri, Perciformes, Serranidae. The record is from RefSeq and is a predicted model, not a curated record.
GACUGGAUUGGACGGCCGGGGGUUCCGCCCACAAACACACAAGGUGGAGUUGAAAAGAAACAACAUGCUGGGCCAAAAUGAAGCUGUCAAACAGCUUCUUAGUAUUUGCUAUAAGAGGAAUCGAGCAAUGUGAAAAUGCAUGGAGGCUGCUUUGAGGACUCUUUGGACAGUUCUGUCUGAAGUGCGAAUCUGACUUUAAUAAGAUUCCAUUAUAGCCUUACUUAAUUUUUUUUAAUGUAUAUUUGUAUGUUAAUUGUAUUAAGUUAUGGAUGAGAUACACUGGUUGCACUUAAAAAAGACAACCAUUAUCAAAACUUUGACUUUCAUGAAACUGAUAAAAUAUUCGUGGUGCAAACUUCGGCCGGAGAUCAGACAUGGUCGGCCUGCAGGAGUCAAAAAUAAUCGCCCUCGGUUGGGUUCAGAAACAACGGUGCGAGGUCGGAAAAAAUGGAUGUCUCCGCGUAGCGAAAUGGUUGGAUGGAGAGAGAGGAGCUGCUGCGCGUUGAGUGGAGGGAGACGGCGAGUGAGAUGGAGGCGGGGGGGAAGGACCAUCUCUGCGGGGACUGGAGCCCAGGACCGACGGCGCAGUGCUGGCUAUCGUUCAACCCUCCCCUUCUUCCUCCACAACGACACCGAGGCUCAAGCCGAGAGACAGAUACAAGACAGUACAUCCACAAAUGAAUGGAGAAAUGGAGGCAACCACCCAAGACAAAGUGUGGGCACAGGAAGACCUCUUAAAACUGCUGGAGGCCAUGAAAGUGGCCCUGCCCCAGAAAGACCUGACUAAAUACAAAACAUCCGAGUCCCACCUCGACUGGCAGAAGGUGGCCUUUAAUUCCUACACAGCUGAGAUGUGUAAGCAGAAGUGGCAGGAGGUUUCUAAAGAGAUUCGUAAAUUUCGGACUCUAACAGAACUGAUAUUUGAUGCCCAAGACUACAUCAAGAACCCGUACAAGGGGAAAAAAAUCAAGAAACACCCAGAUUUCCCCAAGAAGCCCUUGACUCCAUACUUCCGCUUCUUCAUGGAAAAGAGGGCCAAAUACGCAAAGUUGCACCCCGAAAUGAGCAACCUAGACUUAACUAAAAUCCUUUCCAAGAAGUACAGGGAGCUACCUGACAAAAAGAAGAAAAAGUACGUUGACGACUUCUUGAGAGACAAAGAAGCGUUUGUGCACAGCAUGAUGAAGUUCAGAGAACAACACCCAGACCUUAUGGAGAGCAUGACCAAGAAAGGUUCCAAUGUACCAGAGAAGCCCAAGACCCCCCAACAGCUGUGGUACAACCAUGAAAAGAAGGCCUUCCUCAAGACACACCCAGACGCGACCACCAAAGACAUUAAAGACAGUCUUGGCAAACAGUGGACGCAGCUGUCUGACAAGAAGAGACUCAAAUGGAUCGCCAAGUCCCUGGAACAGCAGAAACUGUAUGCGGGGACGAUGAAGGAGUACAUCCAGCAGCACCCAGAGUUAAACAUGACCCAAGAGGAUAUUGUCAAGUCCACCCUGACCAAGGCUGAGAGGCACCUGAAAGACAAAUCUGACGGCCGACCCGACAAACCUCCUCCAAAUGGUUACUCGAUGUUCUGCGCGGAGUUGAUGUCGAGCAUGAAGGAUGUACCCAGCACAGAGCGUAUGGUGAUGUGCAGCCAGCGGUGGAAGCUGCUCAAACAGAACGAGAAAGAUGGCUACCAGAAACGCUGUGAGCAGAGGAAGAAAGAGUAUGAAAUUGAAAUGAACAGAUUUCUCAGUAGUUUGUCAGAGGAGGAGCAAACCCGGGUUCUGUCUGAGGAGAAGAUAGGUUUUAAGAAAGGUGGAGCCAGCAGUCCUGCUGCCAAAAAGAAGGCCUCUAAAGCAAAGACCAAUCCAGAGAAACCCAAAAGGCCAAUUUCAGCCAUGUUCAUCUUCUCUGAGGAGAAGCGUCAGAAACUGCAGCAGGAGCGGUCGGACCUUUCUGACAGUGAGCUCACAAGACUCCUGGCUCGCAUGUGGAAUGAGCUGCCAGAUAAGAAGAAGGAGAAGUACAAAAGGCUGGAAACAGUCCUUAAGGCAGAGUCUGAGAAGAAGGAGAAGGAGGAUCGCAGUCGUCUGCCGGAUCCACCCAAAACUGCACAGGACAUCUGGCAGCAGAGUGUCAUAGGAGACUACCUGGCCCGAUUCAAGAGUGAUCGGCCAAAGGCACAAAAAGCAAUGGAAGCAACCUGGAGCACCAUGGAGAAGAAAGAGAAAAUAAUGUGGAUCAAAAAGGCAGCAGAGGACCAGAAAAGAUAUGAGAGAGACCUGUGUGAGAUGCGUUCACCUGCCGCUGCCAUCGCCUCAGGGAAGAAGAUGAAGUUUGAGGGUGAACCCAAAAAACCACCAUCAAAUGGUUAUCAGAAGUUCUCUCAGGAGAUGCUGUCCAACGGAGAGCUGAACCACCUCCCGAUGAAAGAGCGGAUGACUGAGAUCGGCAGCCGCUGGCAGAGGUUACCGCUGAAGGAGAAGGACCGCUACAAGAAGAUCGCUGAGGAGAAGCAGCGACAGUACAAAGUCCAACUGGAACAGUGGCUCGCUAGCUUGUCCUCGCAAGAGAGAAACACUUACAAAGAAUAUAAUUCACAAAAAAGGAGAUCUACAGCAAAACCAGGAGGCCCAAAGGCAAAGGCCAAGAAAUCUGACACGGAGGAGGAGGACGAAGAUGAGGACGAGGAUGAAGAUGACGAUGAGCGGGAGAAGGCUUCCUCUGAUGCCGACACAUCCAGUGAGGAUGAGGACGACGACGACGAUGAUGAUGAUAAGGAGGAGGAUGAUGAAGAUGACGAUGAUGAUGACGACGACGACGACGACGAUGACGACGAUGAGGCGGAAGACAAGGAGAACAAGUCUGAGGACAGCAGCAGCGAUUCAAAUUCACAGGCGUCGUCGGACUCUGAUUCGGACUGAGACGGGCCGCGUCUCUGUGAGACAAACUGAGCAGCGCUGAGCUGAGCCAAGAGUCAAGGGAGCUCUGCCACUGUGCCAACCCUGCUCUCCUCCCACCACCAGAGGGAGCCCCUGCAUUGCCUCAUUCACUUCACACUCACCCACUUUAUGUUGCUGCAACAGUGAUCUGCUCAUGGAGGCACCCUGUCCAAAAUCAGUUUCAUUCCCUCCCCGGUGUGACGGUCAUCUCACAGCACGGGCCGCUGACGUUAUGCCAAAAACAGCAUCCCACUGGUUUGGUGAUGUUUGUGAACAUUACUGCCGCUGGUUUCAAUCUUGACUUAACAGGUUCAGUGGUUUAAGGUUAGAGUUUUAAUGUUGAGGGUAAUUGAUUACCUUCUCAGUGUUUAUUUUAUUUUUCCUGAUAAUUAGUUGAAGGUGGCAUGAACAGGCUUCAUAGAGCCAAAGAACAUAGUAUGGCGGAUCACUUUAGGGAGCGAGAGGGGGGAGGGGGGCUGUGCAGGGUACUGAAAAAUUGCACUCUUCAGAAUGUUUCCUUUAAUUUUUUUUUCCCAGUACAUCGUCGCGUUUGUUCUCUAUUCUCAAUUUAUGAUGUAGAUUUUAUCAUUUGGUUCUUAAAGAGGUGGUAUUUUUUCAGGAAAAAAAUCAAGCCAUUAUGAAUGUCUUUGUUGCUGGAAAAUUUCAGUACUUACUAACACAUGCUCUCAUUUAAAAAGGCAGCAGUGCCUGUAUAAGGUGUUCACCCCCCAAUGGGCUUUUUAAAAAUUGUUUUACAAUGUCGUAGCAAAGUGGAUGCUUUAAUUCUCAUUAGUGGGUAAUUACUCGUCAUACUGCAAUAUGUAUUUAUUAUAAAGUGCAGCAGAUCUCAUCUAAUGAUUAAGACGGCAACAAUCCAAGAAGAUUUCCCCCUAAUGUCACAGGAAAAACAAAUCUCCACAGGUGUAUCUAAAUGAAGUGCAGAUUAAAAAAAAAAAAGAUUAUUUAAGCAUUCACCCUCAUAAAUACUUAGUAGAAGCAUCUUUGGCAGCAAUUAUCGCCUUGAGUGUUUGUGGAUCGAUCGUUGCAUUUUCCCCCUUUUCUCCAUUUCUUUUUUGCAAAACUGCCUAACCAUGGCCCUAUUCUUUACAUUUUUUAUUUUUUAUUGUUUGACCAUACUGUAAUCUGAAGGCUAUUCUGUGCCUUGAAAAUUCUCUGUUUAUUUGGAUUUAUUCUGAAUGUUCCUUCAUCUUCACGUUUGUAUUUUUUUUAGUAUUUUUAUUAAAUUAGAAAACAAGCUUUUGGUGCUUCCAGAUACAGGUGUACACACAAGGGAUCUCCUUUUAUUCUAAAAACACUUCUCUGCAUCAAUCGAUAUUUUUGUGAUUAAUGAUUUUAGUUCUAUAGAAGGAUUUAAUAUAGAGAAAAAAAGCCUGAUUGCAUCCAGUCUGCUUCAGAGAUGUAAAACUUAACAAAAAGGUCCAAGGAUGGUGAACAGUUUGUUUAGGCGCUGUGGGAUUCAUUGCUGUGUGUCUGUCAUUGAAAGGUGUCAUUUAUCAAAUUUAACUGACGUGUUGUACACAUGAAUCCAUCAGUCUGAAACAAUUCUGUGUGACUCAGUUAAUUCUGGCCUGACAGAAAUAAACAGUGUUUGUGUGACCAGAGCAGUUUGUUAUGAAGGGAUAACACUUGUUUUCCACAUGUAGAGCUCAAUCUGACUCUGUUUUUAAAGAAUACGUCACACAGUUGGUGUAUGUUUCUUCUCGGAGCUGUUGUUUACGGUUUAUUUGAAUUGUUAAUAGUUUUGUUUUAAUUGUAAGCAGUUGUGUUCUGAUCCAUCUGGAAUCAUUUUGUGGAUGUCGAACUGAAUGGUUUUCAUUAAAAAAAAAAAGUCUGUUUUGAAUUUUUUAAUGGUAUGGACUGUAAUCCGCAGGACUUUCAGUCUGAUGCUUAAUCCCAAAAAAGUGUGCACUUAAUGUAAAUCUGUCCCUCUGUGUGAGUUUGUGUGCAUGCAUGCACAGAACUGUGUAUAUAUGAGGGUGUGAGUGUGUGUUUCUUUGCUUUAAUGUGUGCUGUUUUUACCGUUUUGUUGCAUACCAUUAUUUGACUGCAGCGUGCAUGUUUGUGCCUGUGUGGGGAUGUCAUACCAACACCAUGAAUGUAGAUAUUGUUAAAUCUUUUAAAUUUUUUUUCUUCCAAAGGUCGUCAGUACUUUUCCUGCUCGGCGCUGUUGUCAUUGGUUACCUGAAAACAGACUAAUGACUGUCGUUUUGGGUCCACAGACAAAUGAGUACAUGGCAACUUAAUAUUCUGUUAGGAAUGGACUGAUUUUGACCAUUAUAAAUCUCAUCACUGUCUGAAACAAAAACCAGCGUGGACUAUUUAAAUAAUUUGGGGAGGGAAAGGAAAUGUGUUUGCUGAUAUUGAACAACGGGAGUUUGUAAAAGGGAUUCGGGAAACUGAGUUGCCAGAGGAAUUGGGGUAAAAAACUGUUGUAAUUUUCCCUGUAAAUACUGUUUUUGUAUCGAGUGCUUAUCGUUUUGUUAGUGCUUUAAUUUGGCAAACCCUCAUCUGUGACUUCUGAGGCCAGUGAGUUUUUCACUCACACAGGGAGAGUUUUUGGUUAAAUUCACCUGUUUUAGUUGUUUGUUCUCUCCCAUAUGUUGGUUUAUAGAGAUAUCUAAGACAGCAAAGCUUUACAAGUUUGUACUGCUGAUCAUUUGACAAAAAUUUGAUGUUUUCUAUAGCUGAGGGUGUUCUUAUGUCCUUGUAGUUCAAGUAUUUGGGCAAAUAAAAAAAAAGAUCUUUAA